AUGUGCGAAUGUGCAGAGCUGCUUCACAUGCGUCGCCAAGCGGAGGUCUGCAAAGAGCUCUAUCCCGACCAUGAGAUUCUUAUCCAGUCUGUGCCCAAGGGUGGAAUCACCAUACGAACGCUCCCAGCUUUUGGAGGCAAAUUGAACCGAGUGGUUGGGUGCGGGGAGGAGGGUGCGUUAGCCGAUGCUGACUUGAAAGAACUUGAGUCCGUCUUCGCAAUAGUCGGACUCAAACCCGAGAUCCAUCUGAGUCCGUUUGCACAACCGUCCGUUUCCGAAUUCCUAGUCUCUCGCGGAUACGUUGAAACGGCCACACUGGUGACCCACUGGUGUGACUUGAAGCAAGCCAUGUUUGCAGACAUGGCACCCUGCUCUACCGGUCCUACCGUGUUGGUGCGACGGGCCACAGCCGACGAGGCAGGAAGGUUCAUCGAAGCCUCCGCUGCGGGCUUUCAGACCAAUGGCCGCACCCAUGAGCUGCUCCGGGCGCUGGCAUCGAUCGCAACCCGGAGAAAGGACAGCACCCUGUACUUCGCGUUUGUGAAUGAUGAAAUCGCAGGCACGGCUGCGAUGGCGACGAUGGCGACGGCAGAGGGGCAAGUGGCCCACCUGUAUUUAGAUAGCACUCUGAUGGGACAUCGGGGACAAGGAGUACAGCUGGCACUCAUCCGGGCCCGUCUGCUCGACGCAGUGCGACAUGGACUCGACGUGGCUAGCUCGAUCACUCGGGUUGGACACGGCAGCGCCCGCAACGCGAGGAGGGCCGGGUUGAGGCUCGCAUACACCACGCGGAUUUUCAAUCAACUGCGGGGAUAA
Penicillium atrosanguineum is the source of this 816-nucleotide messenger RNA. RefSeq lists its product as uncharacterized. The transcript has a single exon. The record is from RefSeq and is a predicted model, not a curated record. The coding region runs from base 1 to 816 and encodes 271 amino acids. NCBI's taxonomy places the organism in Eukaryota, Fungi, Ascomycota, Eurotiomycetes, Eurotiales, Aspergillaceae.